AUGGCAGCUCUCGGCUCAGCGCAUCACCAUGAGCAGUUUAGCGCAUUGUUAGCGGCUAAAUUCGAACUGCUUGAGAUCUUGAAAACCCCCACAAAUUCGCUCGUCGCUGUUCCGGUCACGUACAACAAAUGCACGUCUGCUCUGCUUUCCUUACACGAUGGCAACGCCGAAGAUAGGUCGAGGAACAUCUGUGGCAGGUUGAUGAAGGAGGCAUUAGCCGAAGACGACACCAAACCAACAAUGAAUAAUGUAGUGGAGUUGGCCCAGAGGCGCCAGCCUGGCCUUUUUCAGACGUCCAAUAUUGAUAUCCACACGGGAGACGCCAAAUUUAUCAUCCAGGUCAUCCAAUCAGUUGACCUCGGUUGUUGCAAUGAUAACCAGCAACCAGAACAAGCAGUUGGGCCUCCAGUCCCGAAGCCACCUCCGGCGACAAGUGCACCCGCAGGAGAGAACACCACAGUGACAGGGCACAGUCCAAUCACACCAGCUGGAGAGAACGCCACAGUAACAAGACUGCCAUUCACAAGCACACCUUCAAGAGAGACUGCCACAGUAACAAAGCCACCAGUCCCAAUCACAGUUUCAAGGGAUACUACCACAGUAACAAGGCCACCAAUUACAAGCACACCUUCAGGAGAACUUGCCAUAGUAACACGACCUCCAGUCACAAGCACACCUUCUAGAGAGACUGUCAGCACAUCCUUCAGAGAGACUGUCUCAGUAACAGGAUCACCAAUCACAAACAACUUCAAGAAGAAGAGAGACUGUCUCAGUAACAGGAUCACCAAUCACAAAGCACACCUUCAAGAGAGAAUGUCUCCAGUAAACAGGUCCAAUCCCAAGGCAACACCUUCCAAGAGAAGACUGUCUUCAAGUGACCCAAUGAUCACCAAUCCCAACAACACCUUUCAAGAGAGACUGUCUCAGUACAGGAUCACCACUCACCAAACAACACAACACAACUUUCAAGAGAACUUUGUCUUCAGUAACAGGAUCUCCCAAUUCAAACAAGGCCAUCUUCCUAAGAGAGAACUGUCUCAGUACAAGGAUCGACCAAUCGCAACACACCUUUCAAGAGAGGACUGUCUCCGUAACAGGGAUCACCAAUCACAAACACACUUCAAGAGAGACUGUCUCAGUAAACAUGGAUCCCAAUCACAAACAAACACUUCAAGAGAGACUGUCUCAGUACAGAUCACACCUCACACACCUCAAGAGAGACUGUCUAGUAGCAGAUCAAACAUCACAACACACCUUCAAGAGAGACUGUCUCAGUACAUGACACCUUCAAGAGAGACUGUCUCAGUAACAGGAUCACCAAUCAAACACACCUUCAGAGACGUCUCAGUAACAGGAUCACCAAUCACAAGCACACCUUCAAGAGAGUCUGUCUCAGUAACAGGAUCACCAAUCACAAGCACACCUUCAAGAGAGACUGCCUCAGUAACAGGAUCACCAAUCCCAAGCACACGCAACCUUCAGAGAGCUGCCUCAGUAACAGGAUCACAAUCACAAGCGCAUCUUCAGAGAGACUGUCUCAGUAACCAGGAUCACCAAUCACAAGCACACCUUCAAGAGAGACUGUCUCACGCAUCUUCAAGAGAGACUGUCUCAGUAACAGGAUCACCAAUCCCAAGCACACCUUCAAGAGAGACUGUCUCAGUAACAGGAUCUCCAAUCACAAGCACACCUUCAGGAGAGACUGUCUCAGUAACAGGAUCACCAAUCACAAAUACACCUUCAGGAGAGAGCUCCACAGUGACACUACUUCCACCCACAAGUGUCCCAGUGAAUGAGUCCUCAACAGUCAGAGACAGUACACCAACACCAACUGCGCCUGAUACAACUUCUUCUGUUACAGAAUCAAGCUUUAAUGAAACUGCAGCACAAGAAAAGUUGCAAGAACUAGAAAUAAUGUACAAUCAAACACAAGGUGAAGUCAAUAAUUUAACAGAUACCGUCACUGUAAAGGAGAAGGAGGUCUCGUCGCUGAACGAGACCUCAGAACGGUUGCAAAACGAAUACCAAGAUGAAGCCGAUGCAGUGGAUGCUCUUAACAACCUUACUUCAACAUUUAAUUCAUCAAGAAGGCACAAGAGGCAAGCACAAGGGUCAGCAGAAUUUGAUUGGCAAUACUGUCCAUCAGGUAAUGUUACCAGAGCUACGCCUACUGCAAUAACACUCAUUGCAAUAGAUGAUAUUUUGAAUGUGACAGGGGACCACUUAAAUUGUCUUAUAAAAUUUUUAAAUGAACUAACUGAAGGGUUACGAAAUGGAACAUAUGUCAUAGAUGAAGAUGCUAAAUCUCAGGUAGCCUCAAAGGCAAACGAUGCAGUAACAACAAAAACUGAGAAACUAGGUAAGAUAAAAAAAGAAAUUAAUGAAGUAGAAACAAAGAAAAAGGAAUUAGAAGAUCAAAUUCAAACAGUGAAAGAACAGAUAAAGGAGCUGACUAAGACAUUAGACAAAAUUCUUUCGGAUAUAACAGAGAUCAAAGAGACUAUUGAAAAGGAGAAAGAAAAAACACCUGCAGUGGUAACACCAACUGAUCCUCCACAGCCUGCAAAGACCGAAAAGAAAACUUCCCCUGCUCAACUGUCUACAUCUAUAGCAAGGACCCCAUCAAGAGAAAGUACCAAAGUGACAGGGCUUCCAAUCACAAGUACAUCAGCAAGAAAGAGUACCACAGUAACAGGAUCACCAGUCACAAGCACACCUUCAGGAGAGAGCUCCACAGUGACACUACUUCCACCCGCAAGCAUCCCAGUGAAUGAGUCCUCAACAAUCAGAGACAGUACACCAACACCAACUGCGCCUGCUACAACAUCUCCUGUUACUGAGUCAAACUUUAAUGAAACUGCUGCACAACAACAGUUGCAAGAACAAGAAUAUAUGUACAAUCAAACACAAGGUGAAGUCAAUAAUUUAACAGAUACUGUUACUGUGAAGGAGCAGGAGAUCUCAUCGCUGAACGAGACCUCAGAACGGUUGCAAAACGAAUACCAAGAUGAAGCCGAUGCAGUGGAUGCUCUGAACAACCUUACUUCAACAUUCAAUUCAUCAAGAAGGCACAAGAGGCAAGCACAAGGGUCAGCAGAAAUUGAUUGGCAAUAUUGUCCAACGGGUAACGUCACCAGAGCUACGCCUACGGAAAUAAUGCUCAUUGCAAUAGAUGAUAUUUUGAAUGUGACAGGGGACCACUUAAAGUGUCUCAUACAAUUUCUGAAAGAACUAACUAAAGGAUUAAGGGAUAAAACGUUUGUCAUAGAUGAAGAUGCUAAAUCUCAGGUAGCCUCAAAGGCAAACGAUGUAGUGACAACAAAAACUGAGAAGCUAGAUAAGAUAAAAAAAGAAAUUAAUGACGUAGAAACAAAGAAAGAGGAAAUAAAAAAUCAAAUUCAAUCAAUGAAAAAGCAAAUAAAGAAGCUCACUAAGACAUUAGACAAAAUUCUUUCGGAUAUAACAGAGAUCAAAGAGGCUAUUAAAAAGGAGAAAGAAAAAACACCUCCAGUGGUAACACCAACUGAUCCUCCACAGCCUGCAAAGACCGAAAAGAAAACUUCCCCUGCUAAACUGUCCACAUCUAUAGCAAGCGCCCCAUCAAGAGAAAGUACCACAGUGACAGGACCUCCAGUCACAAGCACACCUUCAAGAGAGACUGUCUCAGUAACAGGAUCACAAAUCACUAACGCACCUUCAAGAGAGACUGUCUCAGUAACAGGACCACCAAUCACAAGCACACCUUCAAGAGAGAUUGUCUCAGUAACAGGAUCACCAAUCACAAACACACCUUCAAGAGAGACUGUCUCAGUAACAGGAUCACCAAUCACUAACACACCUUCAAGAGAGACUGUCUCAGUAACAGGAUCACCAAUCACAAGCACACCUUCAAGAGAGACUGUCUCAGUAACAAGACCACCAAUCACUAACACACCUUCAAGAAAGACUGUCUCAGUAACAAGACCACCAAUCACUAACACACCUUCAAGAGAGACUGUCUCCAGAACAGGAUCACCAAUCACUAACACAUUCAAGAGAAAAGUCCUCAUUAACAAGACCACCUAUCACAAAACCACCUUCAGACAGACUGUCUCAGUAACAGGGUCACCUAUCACAAGCACACCUUCAAGACAGACUGUCUCAGUAACAGGAUCACCUAUCACUAACACACCUUCAAGAGAGGACUGUUCAAUAACAGGAAUCACCAAUCACCAACACACCUUCAAGAGGACGGACCGGGCAGUAACAGGAUCACCCAAUCACAAAACCGACCCCACAACCUUCAAGGAAGACCUGUCUUCAGUAACAGGAUCACCAAUCACAACCAACAACCUUCAAGAGAGACUGGUGUCUCCAGUAACAAAAGGAUCACCAAUCACAAACACACCUUCAAGAAGAGACUGUUCCUCAGUAAACAGGAUCACCUAUCACCAACCAACACCCUUCAAGAGAGACUGUCUCAGUAACAGGAUCACCAAUCACCAACACACCUUCAAGAAGGAGACUGUCCUAGGUACAGGUAUCACCAAUCACAAGCACCCCUUGGCAAGAGAGACUGUCUCAGUAACAGGAUCACCUAUCUACCCAACACACCAUUCAAGAAGAAGACCUUGUCGCAGAGAACAGGAAUCACCCAAUCACAACGCACCCCUUCAGAGAGGACUGUUCUCAGUUAACUGGUUCACCUAUCCACCAACACACCUUCAAGGAGAGACUGUCUUUUCAGUAACAGGUAUCACCAAUCACCCACCAACCACCUUUCAAGAGAGACUGGUCUCAGUAACAGGAUCACCAAUCACCAACCAACACCCUUCAAGAAGAGGACUAGUACUGUCUUCAGUAACUAGGAUCACUCACAACACACCUCAAGAGAUACUGUCCUCAGUAACAGAUCACCAAUCACAAGCACCCCUUCAAGAGAAGACUGUCUCAGUAACAGGAUCACCAAUCACAAACACACCUUCAAGAGAGACUGUCUCAGUAACAGGAUCACCAAUCACUAACACACCUUCAAGAGAGACUGUCUCAGUAACAGGAUCACCAAUCACAAGCACACCUUCAGGAGAGACUGUCUCAGUAACAGGAUCACCAAUCACAAGCACACCUUCAAGAGAGACUGUCUCAGUAACAGGAUCACCAAUCACAAGCACACCUUCAAGAGAGACUGUCUCAGUAACAGGAUCACCACUCACAAGCACACCUUCAGGAGAGACUGUCUCAGUAACAGGAUCACCACUCACAAGCACACCUUCAGGAGAGACUGUCUCAGUAACAAGGCCACCAGUCACAAGCACACUUUCAGGAGAGAGCUCCACAGUUACACUAGUUCCACCUACAAGCAUCCCAGUGAAUGAGUCCUCAACAGUCAGAGACAGUACACCAACACUAACUGCGCCUGCUACAACAUCUCCUGUUACUGAGUCAAACUUUAAUGAAACUGCUGCACAACAACAGUUGCAAGAACAAGAAUUGAUGUACAAUCAAACACAAGGUGAAGUCAAUAAUUUAACAGAUACUGUUACUGUGAAGGAGCAGGAGAUCUCAUCGCUGAACGAGACCUCUGAACGGUUGCAAAACGAAUACCAGGAUGAAGCCGAUGCAGUGGAUGCUCUGAACAACCUUACUUCAACAUUCAAUUCAUCAAGAAGGCACAAGAGGCAAGCACAAGGGUCAGCAGAAAUUGAUUGGCAAUAUUGUCCAACGGGUAACGUCACCAGAGCUACGCCUACAGGAAUAAUGCUUAUUGCAAUAGAUGAUAUUUUGAAUGUGACAGGGGACCACUUAAAGUGUCUCAUACAAUUUCUGAAAGAACUAACUGAAGGAUUAAGGGAUAAAACGUUUGUCAUAGAUGAAGAUGCUAAAUCUCAGGUAACCUCAAAGGCAAACGAUGCAGUAUCAACAAAAACUGAGAAGCUAGAUAAGAUAAAAAAAGAAAUUAAUGAGGUAGAAACAAAGAAAAAGGAAUUAGAAGAUCAAGUUCAAUCUGUGAAAGAACAGAUAAAGGAGCUGACUAAGACGUUGGACAAAAUUAUUUCUGAUAUAUCAGAGAUCAAAGAGACUAUUAAAAAGGAGAAAGAAAAAACGCCUCCAGUGGUAAAACCAACUGAUCCUCCACAGCCUGCAAAGACCGAAAAGAAAACUUCCCCUACUCAACUUUCUACACCUAAAACAAGCACCCUGACAUCAGAUGGUCCAACCACAAAUGCCCCAGUCAGUGUGUCUGGAAAUCGAAGCUUUACUGAAGACCCGUCGACAAAUAUGGUCAUCACAUCAGAUCCCAUCUCUUUUUCACCCAAAGAUGGACCAACAAGCAUAUCAGUACGAUUAGACAUCAAGAGAAAUGGAACAGCCUUCAUCGGCUCUGUAUACAUAGAUAUUGACUUCUCUGCCCUGAAGGACGCCAGUAAUGGAACUAAGCAGAUCAUCUACAUUUACCUGAAUUCGACUCUGAACAGCACCGAUGAAAAUGGCGAUCUCGUGUCAAAUUUCAACUCUGGGUCGUACGGGGUGCCUGUAAACGACUCGAAAAAUAUCUAUGCCCUGGAGGAAUCCAGGUACAUUACUCUGGCAGUCGAAGACACAAAGUUCAACCCAGAGGAUUUGGAAACAUCCUUUAAACUCAGUGGCCAGAUCAUCGACGAACCUGGCAAUUUAAAGAUAAGUUUCAGCCUCGUCAUUAAAUUUGAGGGCUCUGACGAGAGUAGUAGUAGCAAUUCUACAGUCACAGCUGGAGUAACUGAGGUGAGUGCUAGGGCAACAACCACCUCAACCAUCUGAAAGCGUCAGAAGAGGAGGUAGAUGAGUAGGCAGACUCUGCCAAAUCAGAUCCACAAAAUUACUGAGUAUAACUUGUUUACUUGUAAGUAUUUACAUAGUAUUUUACUCAACACUCGAUUACCUUCAGGGCCUAUCUGUGGCCCUUUCUCAAGAGAUGUGUAGGUUGUCUUGAGGAAGGGCCACAGAUAGGGCCUGAAUGUACUAGAGUGUUGAGUAAAAUACCAUGUAAUUACUUACAAGCUAUACUCUGUAAUUUUGUGGGUUUCUUUCUCCAUCUUCAGAAGAAAACUGAAAGAAAUUUUUGUUUGGUUCGAUAAUCAGAUCAUUCAUGUAACGUGACAGGGUCAAAUUUCCAUCUCAAGGGUGAGACAAAAAGUUGAAUCAAAUCUAAAUGAAAUAUCUAUCUAAUUAUGAAGAAUGGCCUUUAAUCUCCACCAUCAGUUUGGACUGUAGUGACUAUAGUAGAUUCCCAUCAACCGUCCAUCUGAUGUCUAGGCCAGCCUCUCUUCGAGAGACUUCACAUAAGCAGGAUGUAUGUUCCACCUCUCCUGAGAGAUACUUUUAAUGUGUAGGCCAAAGCUAGUCCCUUACAACGCUCCUGAUUGGCAGCUGAUAAGCCAGUCACAGGGCUGGAAACUCUCAGUCUCUCAAGAGAGUUCACUUUGGCAGGAUGCAC
This is a messenger RNA of Macrobrachium nipponense, 7453 nucleotides long. Its product is annotated as mucin-17-like. The transcript is spliced from 12 exons. The record is from RefSeq and is a predicted model, not a curated record. NCBI's taxonomy places the organism in Eukaryota, Metazoa, Arthropoda, Malacostraca, Decapoda, Palaemonidae. The coding region runs from base 1 to 6777 and encodes 2258 amino acids.